AUGUGGAGCCACACUCCCAAUAGCGGCACCAUUCCAAAAAGUCGCUGCAACCCCAAGAGCAACCACAGAGCCAUUCCAAAAAGUCGCAGCAUAACCAAAAGCAGCCACAGCCCCAAGAGGGCCCCCAAGAGUAGCAGCAUUCCAAAGACCAGCCACACUCCAAAGAGCAUCCCCAAGAGAGGCGCCAUUCCAAAAAUCCACAGCAGCUGCAGCCCCAAGAGCACCCCCACGAGCAGCCACACUCCAAAGAGUGGCACCAUUCCAAAAAGUUGUAGAAUCCCCAAGAGCAACCACAGCCUCAAGAGGGCCCCCAAGAGAGGCCACAUUCCCAAGAGAGGCGCCAUUCCAAAGAGCGGCCACAUUCCCAAGAGCACCCCCAAAAGCGGCGCCAUUCUCUGCAGCGGCCACAUUCCCAAGGGCACCACCAAGAGAGGAGCCAUUCCAAAGAGUGGCCACACUCCCAAGAGCAUCCCCAAAAGCGGCCCCAUUCCAAAGAGCCGAAGUGUACACAAAUGCAGCCACAUCCCCAAGGGCGCCCGCAAGAGGGGCGCCUUUCCAAAAAGCUGCAGCUUCCCCAAGAGCAGCCACAGCCCCAACAGGGCCCCCAAGAGCAGCCUCAUUCCAAUGAUCAGCCACGCUCUGAAGUGCACCCCCAAGCAGGGCUCCAUUCCCAAAAGUCACAGCAUUCCCAAGAGCAGCCACAGCCCAAAGAGGGCCCCCAAGGGUGGCGCCAUUCCAAAGAGAGGCCACACUCCCAAGAGCAUCCCCAAGAGCGGCGCCAUUCCAAAAUGUCGUAGCAUCCCUAACAGCAGCCACAGCCCCAAUAGGGCCCCCAAGAGUAGCACCAUUUCAAAGAGCGGCCACAUUCUGAAGAGGGCCCCCAAGAGUGGCACCUUUCCAAAAAGCUGCAGCUUCCCCAAGAGCGCCUACUAGAGUGGCACCAUUCUAAAAAGUUUCAGCUUCCCCAAGAGCAGCUGCAGCCACAAGAGCUCCCCCAAGAGCAGCCACACUCCCAAGAGUGGUGCCAUUCCAAAAAGCUGCAGCAGCCACAGAUCCAAGUGCACCCCCAAGAACGGCACCUUUCCAAAGAGCCACCGCAUCCCCAAGAGCUGGUUCGUCCCCAAUAGCGGCCACAGCCUCAGAAGGCUCCCAAGAGUGGAACCAUUCCAAAGAGCCACUCUGUGCCCAAGAGCCAUGGAAGAAGAUCUUCAACAAGGCCAUAAAGAAGGGAUCUUCCAGGUAAGUAGUGAUCUGUCCAUGCCUACGGGAAUCCCAGAAUGGAUCUACUGGGCCCCCGUGUUCCUGAAACAGCAGGUGGGGGAUGGAGAAAAGCCGCUGAAGUAGCAGGCUAGCACUCUGUCUCUGGAGAUAUUGGAGGGCACUUGGGGCUUGGCAAUCUCAAAGGUCCUUUUUGUUCUGAAGUUCUAGAUUGAUUGGACGAGACUCCUCAUGGGAGCCCCUAGAACAAGAGUCAAACAGAACGAUUGCCAAAGGUAUUCUAGAUAGGCUGGAGGCUUGGGAUUCCAGAUGUCACAGGCGGGUCCUCUGCCUGUUUCCGGAAGCAGCUUUGGCUGGGUCCCAGGUUGCCACAGAGCAGCCCAAGGACAAACUGAGAGAAGGGCCAGAGCCCACCCAGGCCUCACAGCCUUCUGCCCAUGUCAAGGCUCUGCAGAAGAAGGCCAUCCAGAAGCCACCGUGUUGGGUCACCAAACUGUAUAGACAGUUCCACAAGUUGUUCUGCCCCUCUAGCAAAGGCUCCAAGAAACCCCCUGCCCAGGCCACCUAGCCCAUUGCUGGCUCACGCACACAGCGUACCCCAGGCACAAACACCCCAAAAAGUCUUCCUCCCCCGCCCCUGCCAAGGCCUCCCCCGAGCAGCCUAAUGGGAGCCCAAAGAACAAGAGCUCCGCCUCACCCUUCUCCUUACCGCCCAACAGAGCCUCCUCCCUCAAGUGGGAGAAGCUGCCUCCUCCUUCCCUUCCACCAAGGCCGCACUCCACUCCGGCCUCGUGAAGCCUGGCCAGCCUAGAGAGCUCUCUGCCCAUUGGCUUUAGGCCUCCCCGAAGGACCGCCUCCAGGAGUGCCGCUCACUGGAAGAAGAGAAUCAGACACUCGUUUGGAACUUCUGAGGGGCUCGCGGCCCCUGGAUUCACCUAUUAAAAGGCUGUGAAUGAGAACAAAGGAGAGGCCCAUGCGUGUGUCUCCUCCCACUCCCACCAGUGUGUGAGUGUGUGUGUGAGAGAGAGAGAGAAUGAGAGAGAGAGAAAGUCACAUUUCCCAGAUGCACCAGAAGCAGCUCCACUGACCUGGGUCAUUUGGAGCAGCAAUAAGAACAGCAGUCCAGAGUCCCACAGGUUGGAACUUGUGUAGGCAUGACUUAGAAAAGGGGACACGACACGACACACAGAUUAGGGGAGCACAGAACAGCCUGCCGCUUAGACCUAGAAAGGUCUUGUUUCUCAAAUAACGAGAGAAUUUGUUUGCAAACUGUAAGGACUGAAUAAUAUUUCUACCCAGAUAUUAUAUAUUUUAUAAGGUUUAUUGGAAAGGGUAGACAGCCAUUCCUCUAAGUAACCUGACCACGUGGGCCCUAGCCUGCAAGCCUCUUCCUCCUUCCCUUCACCUGUUCCCAACUUCUUCCUUCCGCCUUCUCUUCUCAGUUCUCUCCCUCUCAAGCCCCAAAGCCUCGAUGUUUCUUGACAUACCACAUGUAGAGGGACCAAACCUGGCACAACUGUAUUAUCUCGGGAAUGUUUGAUGGAAAGGUCAAGUGACUCAGAAGGGGGAGGGAAUGAACUUCUUUGACACAAAACAUACAAGAAGACAAGUCAUUCCCCAAUUGAUAAAUGGUCAAAGAAUAAGGUCAGGGAGGUUUGGAAGAACUCCAAGUGAUCUAGAAUCAUGGGAAAAACUGUUCCUCAAUCACUGCUGAUUAGAGAAAUGCACAUUAAAACAGCUCUGAGGUAUCACCUCACACUGAACAGAAAUGACAACUGGAGGGAGUAAAGGAAAAAUAGGCAAACUAAGGAACAGCUGAUGAAGGAGCCAAUGGAUCUAACCAAUUUGGAGAACAGUUUGAAACCAGGCCCAAAGGGCCAUCAAACAGCAUAUCCAUUGACCCAGUGAUACCACACCUGGGUCUGUAUCCCAAAGACAUCAGAGAGAAUGGAAAAAAAAAAACCCGACCCAUGUGGACACAAGUAUUUCUAGCAGCUCUUUUUGUGGUGGAAAAGAACUGGAAACUGAAGGGGUGUCCAUCAACUGGGGAGUGGCUGAACAAAUUGUGGUAAAUGAUGGUGAUGGAAUCCCGUUGUGGGUUUUAAAAAAAAAUCUUUACCUUCUGCCUUAGAAUACAUACUCCAUAUAGCAUGUUUCUUUGCAUUGGAGCUAGUGCAUUUGGUCAGCUAACUGCUUCAUCUACAUAUGUAGAUCAUCUACAUAUUUGAUUAAUUUACUAUUUUUAAAUGUUAUAUUGCCUGUGUCUUGGCUCAAAAUUUGCUCAAAUAAACUCGGACUUUCCACCUAACCCUGUGGCAGACGACUCCAUGUAUAUUUGAGCCCUUCCAGGUAAAAGCAAAAAUAUGCCUGGAGUUCUCAUGUAUAGGUAUGGAAAAGAAAGCUGAGCACAAGUCUACUACUGUAAAGUAUGUAGCUGUGCUAGGAAUAGAGGAAAUAAUACUAUUUAUGAUGGAAACUACGGAGUGUCUCUUUAUAACGUGAUUAUUCACUGCCCUCAGAUCCUAUAUGAAUCUAUAGAGGUACUUGUAAUCAGGCACUCUUUUUUGUUUUUUAACUGGCAGGAUGGGGGUGUUGUAUUCUGAUUUGCAAGGGAUUAUUAUUACCUGUUCUAUUAAUGAGUUAAUAACUGGUGUAAUACCCUCAAUUGCCUCCCUUGAGAGGGGACACUGAGGAAUGGAAGGAGGUUGAGUAAGAUUUAGUUUUUAUCUGCACAAGAACAGCAGAUUUAAGUAAGCCUACAUCGGAAGAAGAUGUGGCCCAAAGAGACUUGGGUAUAUCCUUAGGUAUUUCAAAAGUGGGAGGCUCUUUUGCCUCCUGGUUCUCCGAGAGAAGUACAGGGAAUAAAUUUAAAGAUUCCUCUGUUACUUCCAAUGUUAAAGAACCAUCUGGGGAGCAUGUUAUUGUGGCUCUAAGUUUGCAUAGAAGGUCUCUCCCCAGCAAAUGUAAAGGGGAGUCAAGCAUCAAAAGAAAGGAAUGUACCUCUAGGGGUCCUACAGACACCAUAUAGACACCAGGGGCAAGUUUUUUUUAACUCUUUGGGGUAUUUAUGAUACUCCCACUACACUUUGUGAGUCAACAGAAUAACAAUUUAAAUCUGGUACAUUCUUCAAUACAGACCUGGUAGCUCCAGUGUCUAAGAGGCAAUCAUAAUAAAUGUUACCCACCUUUAAGGAGCUACCAGGUCUGCAUUGAAGACUCCCCUUAAAUUUGCUGGGGAGAGACCUUCUAUGCAAACUUAGAGCCACAAUAACAUGCUCCCCAGAUGGUUCCUUAAUAUUGGAAGUACCAGAGGAAUCUUUAAAUUUACUCCCUGUACUUCUCUCGGAGAACUAGGAGGCAAAAGAGCCUCCCACUUUUAAAUUUGCUUAUAGUUUCCUUCUUUAUGUUCAAGUCAUUCACCCAUUCUGAAUUUAUCUUGGUGUAGGGUGUGAGGUGUUGAUCCAAACCUAAUCUCUCCCAUACUGUCUUCCAAUUUUCUCAGCAGUUUUUAUCAAAUAGUGGGUUUUGGUCCCAAAACGUGGGAUAUUUGGGUUUAUCAUAGACUGUCCUGCUGAAGUCAUUUACCCCAAGUCUAUUCCACUGAUCCUCCUUUCUGUCUCUUAGCCAGUACCAAAUUGUUUUGAUGACGACUGCUUUAUAGUAUAGUUUGAGAUCUGGGACUGCAAGUCCUCCUUCCUUUGCAUUUUUUUUUCAUGAUUUCCCUGGAUAUCCUUGAUCUUUUGUUCUUACAAAUGAACUUUAUGUUUUUUCUAUGUCAGUAAAGAAGUUUUUUGGUAGUUCAAUGGGUAUGGCACUAAAUAAGGAAAAUAAUUUGGGUAGGAUUGUCAUUUUUAUUAUGUUAGCUCGUCCCACCCAUGAGCAAUCAAUGUUUUUUCUAAUUGUUUAGAUCUAGUUUUAAUUGUGUGGAGAGUGUUUUGUAAUUGUGUUCAUAUAGUUCCUGUUUUUGUCUCAGCAAAUAGAUUCCUAAGUAUUUUACAUUAUCUAGGGUGAUUUUAAAUGGAAUUUCUCUUUCUAAUUCUUGCUGCUAAAAUGGGUUGGAGAUAUAUUGAAAUGCUGAUGACUUAUGCAGGUUUAUUUUGUAUCCUGCAACUUUUCUAAAUUUUUUGAUUAUUUUGACUAGCUUUUUGGUUGAUUCUCUAGGAUUCUUUAAGUAAAUCAUCAUAUCAUCCACAAAGAGUGACAGCUUGGACUCCUCAUUGCCAAUUUUAAUACCUUAAAUUUCUUUUCCUUCUCUAAUUGCUAUUGCUAGUGUUUCUAGUACAAUGUUAAAUAAUAGAGGUGAUAAUGGGCAUCCUUGUUUUACUCCUGAUCUUAUUGGGAAGGCUUCUAGUUUAUCCCCAUUGCAGAUGAUGUUUGCUAAUUGUUUUAGAUAUAUACUGUUUUUUAUUUUUAGGAAAGGCCCUUCUAUUGCUAUACUUUCUAGUGUUCUCAAUAGGAAUGGGUGUUGUAUUUUAUCAAAGGCUUUUUCUGCAUCAAUUGAGAUUAUCAUGUGAUUUUUGUCAGUUUGCUUGUUAAUAUGGUCAAUUAUGUGGAUGGUUUUUCUAAUAUUGAACCAUCCUUGCAUUCCUGGUAUGAAUCCUACUUGGUCAUAGUGGAUAACCCUCGUGAUGACUUGUUGGUGGCUUUUUGCUAGUAUCAUAUUUAAGAUUUUUGCAUCUAUAUUCAUUAAGGAGAUUGGACUAUAGUUUUCUUUCUCUGUUUUGGACCUGCCUGGUUUUGAGAUUGAUACCACGUUUGUGUCAUAAAAAGAAUUUGGUAGAACUCCUUCUUGACUUAUUCUGUCAAAUAGUUUGUAUAAUAUUGGGAUUUGUUGUUCUUUGAAUGUUUGAUAGAAUUAAUUUGUCCAUCUGGACCUGGGGAUUUUUUCUUAGGGAGUUCUUUGAUGGCUUAUUCAAUUUCUUUUUCUGAUCUGGGGUUGUUUAGGUAAUUUAUUUCUUCUUUUAGUCUAGGCAAUUUAUAUUUUUGUAAGUAUUCAUCCAUAUCACCUAGAUUGCCAUAUUUGUUGCCAUAUAAUUGGGCAUAGUAGUUUUUAAUGAUUGCCUUAAUUUCCUCUUCAUUAGAGGUGAGAUCCCCCUUUUCAUCUUGGAUACUGUCAAUUUGGGUUUUUUCUUUCCUUUUUUUAAUUAAACUGACUAGUACUUUGUCUAUUUUAUUUGUUUUUUCAAAGAACCAGCUUCUAAUCUUAUUUAUUAAAUCAAUAAUUCUUUGACUUUCAAUUUUAUUAAUUUCUCCUUUGAUUUUUAGGAUAUCUAAUUUAGUCUUGUAAACCUUAAAAUUUCUUAGACUUAUGAAUGUUGGAAAUUUCCCCAUUGGGAAAUUUCAUACUUGAAAAAAUUCCCUACUAAUAGUAAGAACUCUAUUGGAAUAUGAAACUCCUUGGCAUGGGAGGAUCCUUCUCCUCCCUACUUAAGACUACUUUAGGACAGAAACCUCUUGCUAAACAAUGGAAAGGGCUUUGACCUAUGCUUAAACAUAGAACAGGAAGUUCUUUGAGUCAUGAUUGAUUUUAGAAUUGAUACAAUAGAAAUACUUGGAAUGACAGAACCAGGUCUUGGAAACUACAAUCUCCACCCUACUCAGAGUAACAGGAUUUAGGAAGGGCUGCAGCAAAGAUCAAGAUUUAAUUAUUUGGAGAAUAUGACCUUCAACAGACAUGUGCAAAGGAGACAGACCUCUGGGUGGUCCUGGGUUAAGCUAGAGCCACCAUUGGCACAGGGGAGAGAUCGACAGUGAUUGGUAGAUGUGAGAACUGAGGGGAGGGAACUUAGAUGGUUUCCUUAAAGAGAGCGGGGUCUGAGGAGAGAGAGGAGGAGGUUGGCUCUGAAGAGGUGGUUACUCCGAAGGAGGUCUGAGAGGAGAGAGGUCCUGGAGGGAGAGCUCCUGGAGAGGUAUUGAAGGAGGCUGUGGAAGGAGAACUCAGGAGGAGAAUUCUCUGGAAACAGUUCUUGAAAGGAGGCUCUCUUGAAAGUGGAGCCUGAGGUUGGCAUGAGAAGCCUUACCUAGAGAGAUCUUGAGUGAGUGAUAAAACCAACUGACUGAUUUAUUCAUUCUUAUUCCUUUCUUACUUUCUCUCUUUUUCUAUUGAUUAAUCAGUGUAUUAUAAAUUAAAUUUCUCUAUAAAACCCAGUUGGCUUGGGCAUAUUCAUAAAUUGGGAAUAUAUUCCCUGGCGACCAUCUUAUAUUUAUAUAAAACCAAGACACAGUAGAAAACAUAUUUCAGCGGUCAUAAUUGUUAUAUAUUUCCCUUGCUCCCAAAACAUUUUAAUUAUCACAAGUUUAUGGCUCCCACUCUCUUAUCUACAACUAUUUAACACUCAAAACUAUUUUAAAUAUAACAGUCUUCAUCUGAGGAUUUUUAAUUUGUUCAAUUUCUAGUUUUUUAAUUUGCAUUCAUUGACUUCUGCCCUUCUUUAUUUGUUAAUAUAUGAACUCAAGGAUAUAAAUUUCCCCCCGAGUAAUGCUUUGGCUACAUCCCAUAGGGAAGGGAUGUCUCACCAUUGUAAUUUUCUUCAAUGAAGUUAUUGUUUCCACGAUUUGUUUUUUAACCGGUUUUGGAGAAUCUUAUAGUUUAAUUUCCAAUUAAUUUUUUAUUUACCCUAAUUUUUAUUUUCAUUGCAUUGUGGUCUGAGAAGGUUACAUUUAUUAUUUCUGCUCUUUUACACUUGUUUUGUAACAGAUGAAAUUUAACUGUUAUGAUUAAAAUUAGGGGAAACAGAGGCAUUAGUUUCCCUCUGCAAGGAGUAUUAUAUUUUUUAGAGUUUUAUUUAAGAUAAGGAAUUUAAGAAUAUACAAGUAAGAGAAGCACGUGCUCGGUGGGCCGAGAGGCCCAUUCAAAUUUCACUCACAUCAUGAGACGUGUCUGCCCCCCAGCAGAAGUAGGAAAGAGGGUCAAUAGCCUUUACAGCCAGGUAAAAUAGAAAUUCUUGACCUCGCCCAGGUGGAAAUCUCAGUGAGAUUAGAGGGCAUUCUGGGAGCUAGUAAGGACUCUUGGGGUUUGGAGUCCAGAGUUCAAGUCUCCAUUUUUACAGUUUGCAAUGUUUUUAUGCCCUAAUACAUGGUCGAUUUUUGUGAAUGUACCAUGUGCUGCUGAAAAGAAGGUCUAUUCCUUUUUGUCCCUAUUUAUUUUUCUCCACAUGUCUACUAACUCUAAUUUUUCUAAGAUUUCAUUCACUUCUCUUACCUCUUUCUCAUUUAUUUUUUGGUUUGAUUUACCUAGUUGAGAUAGAGGAAGAUUCAGGUCUCCCACUAGUAUAAUUUUUUCUAUUUCAUCCUUUAGCUCCUCUAGUUUCUCCUUUAGAAAUUUGGAUGCUAUGCCAUUUGGUGCAUACAUGUUGAGUACAACUAUUUCCUCAUUGUCUAUACUGCCUUUUAUCAGGAUGUAAUUACCUUCCCUAUCUCUUUUAACUAGAUUUAUUUUUACUUUGGUUUUGUCAGAUAUCAUGAUUGCAACUCCUGCCUUCUUUUUACCAGUUGAUGUCCAAUAGAUUUGGCUCCAUCCUCUUACUUUCACCCUAUGCGUAUCUACCUUCAUGUGUGUUUCUUGCAGACAACAUAUGGUAGAGUUUUGGAUUCUAAUCCAGUCUGCUAUUUGCUUGCAUUUUAUGGGUGAGUUCAUUCCAUUCACAUUCAGAGUUAUAAUUACUAGCUGUGUAUUUCCCAGCAUUUUGAUUUCUACUCCUGGUCCGGCCUUUUCUUCUUUCACUAUUUCCUUCUACAGCAAUCUUUGUUUUUAAUCAGUCCCCCUAGUUUCCACCCUUAUUUUACUUCCCUUUCUACCCCCCUCCCUUCUUAUUCCCCCCUUAUUUUCCCUGUAGUCUUUCUAAAAUUACCCCCCACCUUUUCCCUCCCUUGUACUGCUUCCCUCCCCACCAGUCCUUUUAUUACCUUUCUAUUCCUCUAUAGGGCACAAAUCUAUUCUCUGCCCCAAUGGAUUGGAUUCUUCUUCCCUCUUUGGGUCAAUUUCAAAGCAUGUAAGAAUUGAGUAUUUCCUAUCUCCAAUCUCUUUACCCUUCCAGUGUAUUGAUGUUCUCCCCCCUCCCUCCAUGAGCUUCUUUGUGACAUAUGAAUUUACCCCCAUUUGUUUCUUUCCCCAUUUUAGUAUUAACCUCUCUUUUUUAGCUCUAGUUGUAUAUACACACAUGUAUAUAUAUUUAUGCAUGCAUAUCUAUAUACCUAUUUAUGUCUUGUCCUUUCAUCCUAUACAGUUUGUCACUAUUCCCUCUAAGUGUAAUUCUUCUAGAUUCCCAGAUGAUAACAACAGUUUUUAAGAGUUACCAAUGACCUCUUUUCUUAUAGGGAUACAAAUCAUUUUAACUUAUUGAGUUUCUUAAAAUUUUGUUUUGCUUUGUUUUUCUUUUUCCCUCUUUUUUAAUUACUUUUUGAUGAUUCUCUUGAGUUCUGUGCUUGGAUGUCAAAUUUUCUGUUCAGGUCUGGUGUUUUCUUUGAAAAUUCUUGGAAUUAUUCUAUUUUAUUGAAUGACCAUAUUUUCCCCUGUAAGAAUAUAGUCAGAUUUGCUGGGUAGUUGAUUCUCGGUUGUAGACCUAGUUCCCGUACUUUCUGGAAUAUCAUAUUCCAUGCCUUUUGGUUCUUCAGUGUGGAUGCAGCCAGAUACUGCAUUAUCCUCACUGUGGCUCCAUGGUAUCUGAAUGACUUCUUCUUGGCAGCUUGUAAUAUCUUUUCUUUGGUCUGAUAGUUCUUGAAUUUGCCUAUAAUAACAUUCCUGGGUGUUGUCAAUUGGGGAUUAAGUACAGGAGGUGAUCUGUGGAUUCUUUCAAUCUCCACUUUUCCCUCUUGCUCUAGGAUAUUGGGGCAGUUUUCUUGAAUAAUUUCCUGUAGUAUUAUAUCCAAGCUUUUUCUUUUUGUCAUGGUCUUCUGGUAGACCAAUAAUUCUUAAAUUGCCUCUCCUCAAAUGAUUUUCUAAAUCCUGUUUUGUGAAUGAGAUGCUUCAUAUUUUCUUCAAUUUUUUCAUUCUUUUGGUUUUGUUUUAUAGUGUCCUGCAGGCUGCCUUGUGAGGUCACUUAAUUCCAGUUAUUGUAUUCUGGUUCUUAAACACUGGCUUUCUUCCGUGACUUUUGGUUUUCCUUUUCCUUCUGGUCUGAUUUUCUUUGGAAGUCAUCUUUCAUCUUCUUUCACCUCAUCUUUCAUCUCCUUUGCCUCAUUUUCCAGCUUGUUGAUUUUGGCUUUCAAGACACUAUUUUCUGUUUCCAAAUGACUUUUCUUAGCUUUUAAGUUCUUUUUCCAGUUGUCUUCAGCCUCUCUUAAUUGUGUUUUGAAUUUUGAUUUCUUCCACAGCAUGUAUCCAAUUCACUGGGCUUUCUGAUUUAUUGUUGGCUGAUCCCUUCUCUCUGUUCCGUUGGCAGUGUAGAAGGUGUCUAUUGUAAUUUCUUUCUUCUUUUUUGUGCUGUUUGCUCAUAUUUGCCCCUUCUUUGCUCCCCGUAUUUGUCUGUGCUCUUGCUCCUCUCGUUUUUUUGGAUUUGGGGCUUUCUGUCAGUCUCCCCUCUUGGAGCAGUCUAUGGGGGAGGAGUUUGAGCUUCCCUGUCCUCUGGAGGCUUUUGAUGGGAUUAAGUUCAGCUGGGUUGGACUGUAUGCCAUGCUCUGAGACUGAAACCUGGAAGGCUGGAGCCAAAUGGAAGGUCUCAGCCGCCCAGACUCUCUCCAGUUCUCUCCAGCUGCUUCCCUGCCACCUGUGUUCGACGGUCUGAGUCUGGCACAGCCCUGCCAGCACGGUACACCCUCUACACCAGUGCCUUUGCCUACCCAGAGGUUCCUGGCCUCUCUGAGCUCUGAGGACUCCUGAUGGGAUUAAGUAAAGCUGGAUUGGGGUAGAUGUGGCCCGAGGCAAAAACCUCUGUAAGUCUGGAGCCAAAUGGAAGGACCCAGCCCCCCAGGCUGCCAGCUCUUCGAUCUCUCUCCAGCUGACUCCCUUCUGCCUGUGUUAGACAUUCUGAGCCUGACACAGCCCUGCCCACAAGGUACACCCUCUACACCAGUAUCUUUGCCUGCCCAGAGGUUCCCACUCCCACUGGGGGUUCAGCACUUUGGCGGGGGGGAAAUCCUGAUACCUUCCUUCUGCCUUCCCCUUGUAAACCUCAAAAUUUCUCAGACUUAUGAAUGUUGGAAAUUUCCCCCAUUGGGGAAUCUUCUACUUUAAAAAUUCCCUAGCAGAUGGGGAGAACUCUACUUGAGUGUGGGGGCUCCUUGCCUUGGGAAUAUCCCUACUCCACCCUACUUAGGACUGCCUUAGGACAGAGAGCUCCUUGAGAACAAUGAACAGUUCUUUGAUCCAUGCUUAUGGAAGGGACAGGAAGUUCUUUGAGUCAUGACUGUUUUCGAAUUGAUACAAUGGGAUACUAAGUACCUAUAAAGGUGGGGCAACUUGUAAACUACUUAAACCUAAAAGGGUGAUAACUUAUUCAGAGGUUUUUUCUAAUGAAAUUUGUCGACAUAGCAUUUUUUUCCUGACUUACUAAAGAGAUUAAAACUACUCAGCUGUGAAUUCAAAAUGGGCGGUCCUUUAGAAACAUCUACAGUGAUUGGUAGAUGUAAGGACUUAGGGGAGGUGACAGAGAAGAUUUUGCCCUUAAAAAUAAGAGCUCAGGGAAGAGCUGGGAAGUCAUUCUGAAACAUUCAGAUUGGAGAGACUCAAUCUGAGGAGACUGAUUCUGAAACAUUCAGAUGGAGGAGGGAGCUGGUGAAAGCAGCUGAGAUGCUGCUGGCCUGGUGUCAUUAGAAAUCCUUACGUAGACAGAUCUUAUGGUGAGUUAUAAAAAAACUGACUGAUUUCUCUUUUAAGACUCAGGUCAAGGCCAUAUUGGCUUGAGGCCCUUCAUACUUAUUCCUUUCUUACUCUCUCUCUCUUUCUUUGAUUACUCAUUGUAUUGUUAAUUAAAAUCUCUAUAAAACCCAAUUGACUUGGGUAUUUGAAUAAUUGGGAAUAUUUCCCUGGCGACCACCUUAUAUUUGAUUUUAAAACCCAAGACACUGUAGUGAAACAUAUUUCUGCGGUCAAAUUUACUCACCCUCUCUUAUAUCUAUCACAAUUUAUAUCUUCCACCAUUUUAACUCACUACAGUUUAAGACCUCAACCAUUUUAAAUCUCACACCCUUAAACUCGAGUGUUCUUGGCUUCUGGCUUUGGGGGGGGGGGCGUACCUUUUGGAUUGAGUCAAGAAGGAGGGUUCCUUGGCUCUGUCUUGUUGUUAGGUUUGAUUUUCAGUCUCCUAGGAGCAUUCAGUUUGUGAUCGGUAAUGAAGGGUUUUCAGAGGUCUAAACUUUUGCAGCUUCUAAGCUGCCAUCUUGACUCUGCCCCCUAAACCAUGCAUUCCUAAGUGAUCCCUGAGUUUUUCAAUGCCCUCUGGGGGGAAGGGGAUGUAUUUUUAUUGUUAUUCUGAAUUUCAAAAUAUAAAUUCUUUUUGAGAGUAAUUUUAAGAUAAGAAAUACUCUGCCUCGCCAAAUCCAAAAAGUCAACUGUUUGGAGAAGGCAACAUUAAGAUGCUUGUAGAGACCACACACUGCACCAGAAGAUCCAGAAUGAACUUUGGGAUGUGGUGAUUUGAACUGUGUGGUAUUGAAUACAUUUGUUUUGUAUGUAUAUUCUUAUGUCGAAGGGGACUGCCCACUAACUUGCUUUCUAUCAAUGCACCUGGCAAUCAUUGGUUUUGUUCUCUUUUCCUUUAAUCCACAAAUUAUUGUAAUUUCAAAGUUGGUUAUGUUUACAAGAUCCACUGGAGAGACUAAUCUUCAAUGGAUCUUAGGGGUGAAUGUAUAACUAAAAAUCUGUUACCCUAAAAAAGAACUACAUUUCCCGGGAGCCCAUCGACUUCCUGUCAUUACAUACUUCCUGUAGACAAGGGAUAUUAGGUUGGGACAUGGAGGGUCCUGCCUCUCUACUUCCUGUCCCAAGGUUGGUGGUGGUAAGAUGAGUGUUUGAACUGGCUGAUCAGCCAUGGGGACAUGGUCUUUAUUUUGUGUCCUCUUUAUUCCUUGAUUUCUAAUAAUCAUGAAUAAAUCUCCUAAAAUAUAAUAUUUUUUAUUUGAGAUUUAAUUUUAAUUUUUACAGGUCCCUCCAAGCAUGGGAUUGCUCCAUUCAUAGACCAAUCCUACUCCAGGAAGGGAAGUGGUCCUUCCCUAACAUGAGAUUGGUCCACUCAUAGACCAAGGGAAGCAGUCUGAGGUUUCAUGCUGCAGCUCCUCCAUGAUCGAGUUAAGCCAAGUUCCUCUCACAGGAAGUGACGUGAAAUAUAAAGUCAGUUAUUUAUGUCACUUCCUGUGUCUUACAUGUACCAAUGGUGGCUUAAACUUGGCUUUGGACAGCCCACGGGUCAGUCAGUUGUUUCUGAUUUGUCAGUUGCUAGCACACACAAUUUCAUAGACCUUCCUCCCCGACACUUAAUCCUUAAGUGGCAGUAUAUACUUCCCUGAUUGCUAGAAUUCUAAAGACUAACCAGGGUGAAGUAAAAUCCAAAAUCCACAUUCCUUGAUUUCUAAUGAUUAUUAAUAUAUCUCCUAAAACAUUUUCUUAUUUGAGAAUUAAUUUUAAUUUAUACAGGUCUCUCCCUAGUGUGAGAUUGGUCCUCUCAUAGACCAAACCAAUGCCUGGAAGUAGGGGACAGAGAAUCUUGGGGCAUGCUGGAGAAUGUAAUACCAACAUGUAGUCUUUUCAAAAUCCACAUUGAUAAAAAUAAAAGGAUUCCAUGAUAACAAUAUGCCACUAUUUGCCCAGCCAUUUCUGACAUUGAGUUUCCUUUUAAUUCUUGAUUCAUCAUCACCCCCAAAAGAACCUUUUAAUAGUGUCCUUUUCCUUUUGGUUUAUUAAUGCCCAUUAAACAUAGUUCCAAAUUGAUCUCUCUAGAAAGCUGAAUUAGUUCACAACACCAAAAGUUCAUUCCUUUUUUAAUCUUCUGACAUCUCCUCCAACUUUUGUCCCUUUUCUGUCAUAAUAGCCAAUCUAAAAGAUGUGGGCUGGUCCCUCAGACUUGUUAUCAUUUGCAUUUCUCCAGAUGAUAGUAAUCACCCUCCACCUAAGGAAAACACAUAAACUUGAGCACAUCAAUUAGGUAUUUUUUUCACUAUGAAUUCCCUAAUAUGAAAAGAUGAUCUCUGACUGAAAGCCUUCCUACAGGGAAUCCAUCUGGAACUGGUCUGUUCAGAAGACAUUUUCUCAUACUGAACAAGCUCUGGACUCUCCUUUUCAAUAUCUCUCUUCACUCAUGACAGGAAAAAGAUUUCUAACCAAAAGAAAUUCCGCCUUGGCAAUAAGAGAUGAUUGCAGACCUAAUCUAAAUUAAUUUUGAUCACCAGGGAAUAUCCCAAAUAAAAUACCCAAGUCAGUUUGGAAAUUUAUGGUGGUUUAAUUAACAUAGAGGGAAGGAAUUAAGGAGAAGAGAGAGGGAAAAAGCAUAGGAUUUCUCCCACCUGGUCUGUGCCAGGGGGAGUUCAAAGUCCUCCUCCACGAGGUCUCUGAAGAUUGUGGCUUUCUAAGAGGAUAGUGUUUUGAAGGUAAAGGAGAAAGAAUCAGCCUAAACUAUGAGAGAGCUCAGUAAAGAUGCCUCACCUGAACUAGGUUACUCAGCUCCCUCCAGUAUGGUAUCAAAGAAAACACUGUUAAACCCGGACAAUAGCAGCUGCCAUGCCAACAUGCCAAAACGCUUAGCAUGCUGCUGUCAGCCACCUCUCCACUGCCAAAGAGGCCAGAGAGAGGAAGUGACACAAAAUAUAUAGAAGGUUUUUACAUCACUUUCCUGUGUCUCACAUGUACCAAUGGUAGCUUAAGCCCAGGGGUCUGUCAGUUGUUUCUGAUUUGUCAUUUUCUAGCACAUGUCUGUCAUCCUCUUAAAUACUUAAUCCUUAAGUAUGGGGGUAGACAUUCCUGUUUUUGUUAGACUAAGUGGGGUGGAGUAAUCUAAAGUUCACAUAGGCUAGUUCUCUUGGGGCUGUAAGCAAGUGGAGGUAGGGAGCAGCUGGCUUUUAUAUUCCCUAUGCUCUAAGUUGAUUUUAAUAAAUAGUAUUAAAUAUAAGACUUGGGAGUAUUUAUUAAUUUUUGCAAUUUGGCAACCACCAAAGGAUCUGAACUGAGAGCUUUUUAAGAACUCCUCUGCAGCUCAUUCCCCACCCCCCAGAAGUUUACCUUGAGUAGAGCUUGUCCCCAAACCACCCUGGGUGCUACUGCUCAAUAAAUGUCAUGGCAGUAUCAGGGACACCCCUAAAGGUUCCCAAGCUUUCCCCUAGAAUAGUGUCCAUAGGACCUUUUGCUGUGAAACAGUCUUUCCUCUUAAUGCCUGGCUGGGGAGAGAUCAUUUAUGCAAGCUUAGGGCCACAAUAACUUGUUCUCCAGAUGGUUCUAUGUCACUGGAAUUGCCUGAGGAAUCCUCAACUUUUCUCCCUGUACAUCUCUCAGAUAUUCAUGAGAUGAAGGAGACUCCUAUUUUUGAGAUCCCAACUGAUAGACCUGAGUCUCUCUGGGCCAUAUCAUCUUCUCCUGUUGGUCUACUUAAAUUGGUUGUCCCUGCCCUAAAUCAAACAAAAUCUAGCCUACCUCCUUCCAUUCCUCAGUACCCUCUUUAGAAGAAGGCUAUUGAUGGCAUUUCACCAGUAAUAAAUUCAUUGAUUAACCAAGGCAUCAUAAUACCCUGUAAAUCAGAAUACAAUACGCCCAUCCUCCCUGUUAAAAAGCCCAAACUGGGGCCCCAUGGCAAGCAUCUCUAUCAAUUUGUCCAGGAUUCUGAAAGCUGUGAAAAAUCACAUUUAAAGAGACACCCAGUAGUUUCCAAAAUAAAUACCAUUAUAUCUUCUAUUGCUAGCACAGCUGCAUACUUUACAAUAGUAGACUUGUUCUCAGCUUUCUUUUCAAUGCCUAUACAUGAGAACUCCAGGCAUAUCUUUGCUUUCACAUGGAAGGGCUCUAAGUGGACAAUGGCUCCUUUGCCUCACAGUUUCAUGGAGAGUCCUACGUUGUUCACACAAUUCUUAACUGCUGAUACAGAUGCCAUAAAAAUUUUAAUGCAGCCAUUUAAUUAAGUAUAUGAUUUUCCCUUGGCUUCACCAAAUUCUGAAUUGUACCAAGAGGAUAGCAAACAUCUUCUUUUGGAGCUACAUAAGAGAGGCUACAAGGUCUCCAAAGACAAAGUUCAGUGGUGUCUCCCCAAGGUACAAUAUUUAGGCUUCAUUUUAACUCCUGGGUCCCAUUUAAUUUCUCCCAAGCAUAUAGAAAAUAUCCAAAAGUUAAGCACUCCUACCACUAAAAAGCAAUUGAGGGCAAUUUUUGGAGCAACAGGAUUUUGUCAGCAGUGGAUGCCUUGCAAUAGAGAAAUCACUUAUGCAAAAGGGAACUGCCCCCAAAUUGGCUUUUUGUCAACCCAAUAAUAAUUGGUUUUGUUCUCUUUUCCUUUUAUUUCCUUGGAAAAUGUAUUGUCAAUGCAAACCUUGUUACUGAACUUCUUUCUGCCAUCCAGCUCCCUGAAGCUAUACCUAUCAUUCACUGCUCUACACAUACAGGUGGCACUGACCCUGUCUCCAGGGGAAAUAGCCGAGCAGAUAUAACAGCCAAACUAGUAGCCUUAGAAGGCCCUGAAUUAAUUAUUCCACUAACAAUUACUGAUAAUUUGGAUCUAUUCCUUUCUUAUAAUGACAAGUUAUAAGGAAAACUGGAAGCAGAAAUUUAAAGCAAAACAGAUAAAUGGAGUAUGGGUAUCAAUAGAUGGCAAAUCUCUGCUCCUUAGAGCAUUGUAGAUUCUGAUAAAAGAGCAUGGAUAGCACUUGGAAUGACUACAAUUGCCUCCAAAGUAUGUACAACUUCUAUCUUCUAAGCCUUUAAAGAAUACAUAUUUCAAGGAAAAGCUUUUGGGGGACGUCCUCUCACUUAUACACAAAUUUACAUUAUCUCUAUGCCAAAAGCUGGACAGUAUAAAUUUUGUCUGAUCAUAGUCAAUCAACUGACCAGAUAGCCUAAAACAUUUUCUACUACUCAUGCCAUAGCAGCUUUUGUUGACAAAGUCCUUUUGAAAGAAAUAAUUCCAUGUUUUCGCCUGCCAGCAUGUAUUGAUUUGGAUAAAGGAACUCAUUUCACUGAUGUUGGCUUAUCUCAAAUUUAUUCAUAUUUCGGAAUAACUCCCAAAUUUCAUACAUCAUAUUGUGACAAGGGAAUCACUUUAAAAGACUGAUAUAUAUUAAUUUAAGGUCGCCAAGGAAUUCAGCUAUGUAAUUCCUAAAUGAAAAACUCAAGUCAGCCGUCAGCCUUUUUUGGAGUUUAAUUACAAUAGGAGCAAGAAAGGAAUUAGAGAUAGAGAGAAAGAAAAAGGGAGAGAAGGGAAUAGGGCUUAAAUACCCCUUCUGUUUAGGCUGGGCCAAAAGGCCCAAGCCCUUAGAUAGCUGGGGCAAAGAAAAGAGAUCAGUCCCUAUCACUCACGUGACCAAAAUGGAGAAACAGUCUCAGAGGCCCCCACCUUCAGCUUCCUUCAGCGCAAGCUUCUCCGAGUCCACCGCAAUCACCCCGACCAAACUCCUCAACCCUCCUCAAGUCUCCAGACCCUCCUAUCUUUAAGGAAACCCUCCAAGUUCCUCCUCUCCGUUCUCCCAUCUACCAAUCACUGUUCAUCAAUUUCCCUGUGCCAAUGGAGGCUCUAGCUUAACCCAGGACCGCCCAGAGGUUUCUGGCUUUUGCACAUGUCUGUUGAAGGUCAUAUUUUCAAAUGAUUAAAUCUUUGAUCUAGGCUGCAGCCCUUACUCAAUCCUGUUAGGACUGAAUAGGGUGGAGAUUUAUUCCAAGUAUCUCCAUUGUAUCAAUUCUAAAAUCAAAUCAUGAUUCAAAGAAAUUCCUGUUCUAUGCUUAAGCAUAGGUCAAAGUCCUUUCCAUUGUUCAGCAAAAGGUUUCUGUCCUAAAGUAAUCUGAAGAAGGGAAGAGAAGGAACCUCCCAUGCCAAUGGGGUUCCCAUUCCAAUAGACUAUCAGUAAGAAAUUUUCCAAGUAUGAAAUAUCCCAAUGGUGAAAUUUCCAACAUUUAUAAGUCUAAGGAAUUUUGAGGUUUACAAUAUCAUCCCCAGAGCUCGUCAAUUUGAAUGAAUUAAUAAAGAACUUAAAACCAUGGUUGGCAAAUCAUGCAAGGACAGUCAUUUAAAUUGGCCUGAAAUUCUACCUUUGGCCCUAUUUUAUCUCAGAAGCAGACCCAGAGGUGAUUUAUACAUCUCACCAUUUGAGAUGCUAUUUGGACAUCCACCUAUUCAGGCACAACCAUUUACCCCUGCCUAUACCUCACUAUUAGGAGGGGAUACAACCAUUGCUACACAUAUCAGACAAUUACAAACAAAAAUGAAAAGAACUCCAUGAUUCUGGAGCUGCUGUUCAAGCAGGGCCAAUAGAUUUUUCUCAUUUCAUGAUUUAAACCUAGGUGAUAGUGUGUACAUAAAGAAUUUCAAAUGUACUGGGUUGACUUAACCUUUGUAUGAUGGACCAUUCCAGGUCCCAGUAACUACACCAACAGCCAUAAAAUUGGAGAGAGGGAUUCGUGGAUUCAUUGUAGUCAUGUAAAACAAGUACCUUCUGUUGAUGUUGAAUAAUUGCUUUCUGAAUAUAUUUGACUACUGAAUGUGAUUAGACUUCUUUAUUGCUAGAUUUGUACUAUUUUGUUGCACUUUGUUUGGUUGAUCCUUUUAUUUACACAAAUUCCAUUGUAGGGCAACACAUAUACGAACUCAAAGAAGAAAAUCUGUAUUAGUGACCUAUAUUGACCUGGUGUGCCUUUUUUGACAUUUUGUGACUUUUAAAGUUUUUUGUAUUUUUUGAAUGUGUUAUUGCUUUAUCUACCUCAUUUGCACUCAUGUUGUUUUGUCUACCUCAUUAGCACUCACAAUGAGGAUCAUAAGUCAAAGAGGAAAUGAAUUUUAUUUUUUGGAAACUAGUCUCUCUACUUUGCUUCUGUAAUUGUGAAAUAUACACAAUUUUUACAUUUUGUUUUCUUCCUACAUGUGUCACACAGUAUUUUUCCCCCUUCUUUUCUAAUUUUUUGCCUUUGAAACAUGUCACUAGUAUUGAAAAAGCAUUUCUUUCUACUAUUUUGACUUUUUGAAGUAGAAUAAGCUAAGAUGAAAAGCAUUCCCCAAAAAAGCUUUGGACUAUGGCAACCUGCCACUAGUUAUUUAACUAUUAUGAGAUUUUUGCUCAUUGAGUAUGUGUAAUCCAAGGAGAAACCGACAACAAAGGAGUACAGAACUUGACCCACAAAGUGCCAAACAAGCUUAAAAAGGUAAAAGAAACCCAGGCAAUCCUACAGGGAUUGAUGACAUUCUGCACAAAAAAGCACAAUGACUUGAUCAUGUGUGAGACUUGAGGUUGCAGCUGUUUUAACAUGUGUUAAAUGUAGGACUUCCUUGUACCAUACUCUAUAGCGAGCAUAUAACAUCGAUUGUUCUGACUCCAUUAUCCUGAAAAACCAAAGAAAAGGAUUGAACAGGAGAAUUCUAGUUCCCAUUUGUCUAUAGAGAUCUAGUUUCUUUUUGUAUGUUUUCUAAUGAUGUGGCAACUUAAUGCAGUCCAGACUGGUUAACUGGGUUAGUGAAUGAUUGUUGUCGCAUGCUCAUGAGAUAUACAUCACUAUAAGAAUCUGUUGUGAGUUGUGAAUUUUUUUUCUUCUCUUUUCUUUUUUCCCUCUUACCAGAAUAUUUUCAAGAUUUCCUUUUAUAUUCCAUCUUUCACUCGGAGGUUAUUUUUUAAAGUUCUUUGGAUUCUUUGACAUUUUUGAUUAUUGAUUCAUAUGCCUUAUGACUCGACCAUGUAUCCCUAUGUAAUUCCUAUGUGUAUCCCUGUAUCCUCCUCAGUGGGGAACGUAUUAUUAUUUCCAACAGGGUGGACUAUGUUAUUGUUGUGAGGUUUAACUUGAAUUUGAGCCUAAUUUAGAACAAGAGACUACCCCCAGAUUCUAGAAGGCACCGUGAAGAUGCCUAGAGACCACAUGAUGCACCAGAAGAUUCAGAAUGAACUUUGAGAUAUGGCAGACUAGACUCCCAAAUGAUCACAGGAAGAAUUGUGUUAUUUAGAAUGUGUGCCCCGAACUACAUUUCCUAUAAUUCCCUUUUCUGUUGUGCAUCAUCUACAUUAAUUGGGUGUUCAGUUUCAGUUAUGGCCACACCGUCUGUACUCCAGGCUAGCUCUCUUGGGGGUGGAUGCAAGUGGAGGUAGGGAGCGGCUCUCUUUUAGUUUCCCUAGGCUCUAAGUUGAUUUUAAUAAAUAGUAUUAAAUAUAAUACUUGGAGUACUGUAAUUUAAUUUUAAUCUUUACACCAGGGAAUGCUAUUUUUCAUUUGCUACAAAAAUCUAGUCCGUUUUCUAUCUUUCAUAAUGUGGCAAUUUUCUAUAGUCCUGGCCACUGACUGGGUAAGUUCAUAUUGCUGUAAUAGCCCAAAAGAUUGUGGGACAUAAAUCACUUUAUCAGGUCCUGAUUCCAGGACCUGUUAUGGGUUUAUUCUUGUUUUACUCAGAACUUUUAUAUAAUACUUAAUUUUGAUUUUUUUCUUCUAUUUAUUUUUUUAUGUUUUUGACUUCCUUUUAACAAUUGAUUCACAUAACCUCAUAAAUCAGCCAGGUAUCCCUUGGUGAUCCAUGUAUUUGUCAACACCAUUCUCAGUGGGGAUUGUAUACUUAUCAUAUAAUUCUAGAUUUAUAAAAUUUUUCUUGCUUGAGAUUAGUUUUAGGAUAAGAAACCUGCUAUUCCUUGAAUCCAGAAAGUGAACUGUUUGAAGAAGGUGCCAUAAAGAUGCCUGCAGAAACCACACACUGCACCAAAAGAUCCAGAAUGAACUUUGGGAUGUAGUGAAAUUGAACAGUGAGUGAUUGAACACAUUUGUUUCAAAUGUACACUCUUAUGCCAAAGAGGACUGCCCCCAAUUGGCUUUUUGUCAAUGCUCCUAGCAAUCAUUGGUUUUGUUCUCUUUCUCUUUUGUUUCCCUCUUAUCCCCAAGUUAUGUAAUUUUCCCUUAGAAAGUGCCACAUUGAAUGAACCUCUAAAUAAAGAUCUUUAUAGAGAGAUAAGUUGGUCAUGUGUACUGAUUCCAUGGAAACUAGGAAUGUAAAUUUGAGCUAUUUCUACAUGCUUAUUUCCCAUGGGAAUCAUGGAGGUGUGUGUAAUUUAUUUCUGAACCCUAUAACUUGAAUUCCCAGCAUCCUACUUUCCUUCUCAUGUUAAGUGCUGACAGAGAGAGGAUAUAAAUUUUGUGUACCUCACAUCUUCCUCUCUUUUCCCGUUGAUCAGAGGCUAAUAGAAUGGGCUUUUUGAGCUGGCAUGGAGAACUUAAGUCACCUGGUCUUAAUUUUAAGAUUAGAUUUUUUAUCUUCUAUUUCUGUUUUAUUCCUUCUAGUUCAUAGUUAAUAAACUUCUAGUUUAAUAAAGUUCUAAUUAAUAAACUUCAUAAAAUUAAUACCUGGAGUUGGCAGACAUUAAUUUAAAUCUUACGCACUUCAAACAAAAGAUACAGAACAUUACAAACUUUAAAAUCUAUAAUUCUGAUUAUAUUAAAUUUUAAAAGUCUGCAUCAGAUAUCUAUUCUUUCUAGGUUAUUCUGAGUUCCUUCUU
This is a messenger RNA of Monodelphis domestica (gray short-tailed opossum), 21795 nucleotides long. The record is from RefSeq and is a predicted model, not a curated record. Lineage: Eukaryota; Metazoa; Chordata; Mammalia; Didelphimorphia; Didelphidae.